Molecule: messenger RNA, 1775 nt
Organism: Nyctereutes procyonoides (raccoon dog)
Lineage: Eukaryota; Metazoa; Chordata; Mammalia; Carnivora; Canidae
Gene: NAE1
Product: NEDD8 activating enzyme E1 subunit 1
Exons: 20
Coding region: 38-1642 (534 amino acids)
Biological process (GO): protein neddylation; DNA damage response; protein ubiquitination
Cellular component (GO): cytoplasm; nucleus
Molecular function (GO): ubiquitin activating enzyme activity; NEDD8 activating enzyme activity
Source: RefSeq, a predicted model, not a curated record
GCGGCGGGGCUCGGCUGUUCGCGCGGCGGGUGCGGCCAUGGCGCAACCGGGGAAGCUGCUCAAGGAGCAGAAGUACGACCGGCAGCUGAGGUUGUGGGGUGAUCAUGGGCAAGAGGCUUUAGAAUCUGCUCAUGUUUGCCUAAUAAAUGCAACAGCAACAGGAACUGAAAUUCUUAAAAACUUGGUACUACCAGGUAUUGGUUCAUUUACAAUUAUUGAUGGAAAUCAGGUCAGCGGAGAAGAUGCUGGAAAUAAUUUUUUCCUUCAAAGAAGCAGCAUCGGGAAGAACCGAGCUCAAGCUGCCAUGGAAUUCUUACAAGAAUUAAAUAACGAUGUCUCUGGGAAUUUUGUGGAAGAGAGUCCAGAAAACCUUCUAGACAAUGAUCCUUCAUUUUUCUGUAGGUUUACCAUUGUGGUUGCAACUCAGCUUCCUGAAAGUACAUUACUACGUUUAGCGGAUGUCCUCUGGAAUUCACAAAUACCUCUUCUGAUCUGUAGGACAUAUGGACUAGUUGGUUAUAUGAGGAUCAUUAUAAAAGAACAUCCAGUAAUAGAAUCUCAUCCAGAUAAUGCAUUAGAGGAUCUACGACUGGAUAAGCCAUUUCCUGAACUGAGAGAACAUUUUCAGUCUUAUGAUUUGGAUCGUAUGGAAAAAAAGGAUCAUAGCCAUACUCCAUGGAUUGUGAUCAUAGCCAAAUAUUUAGCACAGUGGUAUAGUGAGACAAAUGGACGAAUACCUAAAACAUAUAAGGAAAAAGAAGACUUCAGAGAUUUGAUUAGACAAGGAAUUCUAAAGAAUGAAAAUGGGGCUCCGGAAGAUGAAGAGAAUUUUGAGGAAGCUAUUAAAAAUGUGAACACAGCCCUAAAUACAACUCAGAUCCCAAGCAGUAUUGAAGAUAUAUUUAAUGAUGAUCACUGCAUAAAUAUCACCAAACAGACUCCAUCAUUUUGGAUUUUAGCUCGUGCCUUAAAGGAAUUUGUGGCCAAAGAGGGUCAAGGAAAUUUACCUGUUCGAGGCACAAUUCCUGAUAUGAUUGCAGAUUCAAGCAAAUAUAUAAAGCUGCAAAAUGUUUACCGUGAAAAAGCAAAGAAAGAUGCUGCUGCUGUGGGUAAUCAUGUUGCCAAAUUGUUGCAGUCUAUUGGCCAGGCACCAGAGUCCAUUUCAGAGAAAGAAUUAAAAUUACUCUGCACCAAUUCUGCAUUUCUUCGAGUGGUAAGAUGUCGAUCCUUAGCUGAAGAAUAUGGCUUGAAUACAAUUAACAAGGAUGAAAUAAUUUCCAGCAUGGACAAUCCAGAUAAUGAAAUAGUAUUAUAUUUAAUGUUACGGGCUGUUGAUAGAUUUCAUAAACAACAUGGUAGAUAUCCAGGAGUAUCUAACUACCAAGUUGAAGAAGACAUAGGAAAGCUGAAGUGUUGUCUCACUGGCUUCCUUCAGGAAUAUGGAUUAUCUGUAAUGGUGAAAGAUGAUUAUGUCCAUGAAUUUUGCCGAUAUGGAGCUGCUGAGCCACACACCAUUGCUGCAUUCUUAGGGGGAGCUGCUGCUCAGGAGGUUAUCAAAAUAAUCACCAAACAAUUUGUAAUUUUUAAUAAUACUUACAUUUAUAGUGGCAUGUCACAAACUUCAGCAACUUUCCAGUUAUAGAAUAAGCACCCCAUGUAGUGUGUUAAUGAUUUAAACUGUACUUGCCUUCAGUUUGUGCUCUAGUCUGUAAACUUCUAGUAAGGGAGAACUGUUAAAUUGUUUCCUUAAUAAACAUUUUUCUCAUUUGUAAUAA